Molecule: messenger RNA, 4237 nt
Organism: Monopterus albus (swamp eel)
Lineage: Eukaryota; Metazoa; Chordata; Actinopteri; Synbranchiformes; Synbranchidae
Gene: tax1bp1a
Product: Tax1 (human T-cell leukemia virus type I) binding protein 1a
Exons: 17
Coding region: 120-2960 (946 amino acids)
Source: RefSeq, a predicted model, not a curated record
ACGAUUAUCGUCUAGUUAACUGAGCUAGUUUUACACGGCAGCGCUGUGUCAUAACGGAUUAGCGAUACAUUUACUGUCGGUCGCUGUGACCCGACCAAUGAAGUGACCACAAGGAUACAAUGUCAUCGUUCCAGGUGGUGGAUUCGUCGCCGGGAAGCAGCGUCAGUGUCAUGGAAACAUCCAACUUUGCCCAUGUCAUCUUCCAGAACGUGGGGAAAAGCUUCCUGCCCCAGGCGCCUCUCGAGUGUCGCUACACCCUGACCCCUUACAUUACCCCCCACCCCAAAGACUGGGUGGGCAUCUUUAAGGUGGGGUGGAGCACAGCCAGGGAUUACUACACCUUUCUUUGGUCUCCUAUGCCUGAAAACUAUGAACCAGGAAGUACUGUCCACAGGACUGUGGUGUUUCAAGGUUAUUAUGUACCUAAAUCAGAUGGAGAGUUUUACCAGUUCUGUUAUGUCACACAUGCUGGUGACAUCAGAGGAGCCAGCACACCCUUCCAGUUCAGGUCGGCAACACCCACCGAAGAGCUGCUGACUGUCACUGAAGACGACAGCAACUCGGACAUACUGGUCGUCACCACCAAGACUGGGCUGUUGGAACGAGUGGAGGAAGCGCAGCAGGAGCGCAGGGAGCUGCUGAAGGCCAUGAGACUCCUGCAGGAGGAGAAACAGCAGCUCCAGGAAGAGCAGAAACGACUGGCCAGAGAGAGGGAGCAGGAGAGGGAGACAUGCUGCCUGCUGAGGACACACAACCAGGAGCUGCUGCGCUCAUCACAGGGCCUGUCAGAGGAGAGGGAGGAGGUGAGGAGGAGGCUGACAGAGGCCACGGACCGGGUACGCCAGCUGGAGGAGGACCUGCUGGGGGUCACCCAGAGAGGCCUACAAAAAGAAACGGAACUUGACUGUCUGCGCGAUCGUCUGAAGAAACUUACGGCAGAGAGAGACAGUCUUGAGAGCCAACUGAAGAAUGAGAAGGAUGAGAGAGACCUCUACAAGGCCCACCUACGCAGCACUGAACUGGAGAACACUAAGUUGAGCGCAGAGCUGCAGAUGCUGAAGGCAGUGGAGCUGAACAGAGAGGUGACCAUCGCUCAGUUCCAGGAGGAGCUGGAGCGGCUCAGGGCUUGUGUUGCCCAGCGGGACAGCCUGGAGAAAGAGCUGCUGGCACACAAGGCUGACAAGGCUGAGCUGGUCCGUGUGCGUGAGCAGCUCCGUCAAGCUGAGGAGCAGCUGCAGGCAACCCGGCAACAGGCCUCCCUGCUGGCCUCAGAGCUUCGUGACUCGGCCAGCGCCCGUGACCACACCAUGACUGAGCUGUACCGUGCCCGUUUGGAGGCUGACAAGCUCCGUGCCAGUCUGGCUGAUGCUCAGGCUGAAUGCCAACGCAUGGAGAGCCAGCUAGAUCGCAUGAGGAACACUGCACAGAAGGAAGUGAGUGUUGGGACCAGUGAGGACGCGACACCCAGCAUGAUGGUAGUGUCAGAGGCAGAGGCUGAGCUGCAGAGGGAGGUCGAGGAGCUAAAGCUGCGUCUUCAUAUGGCUGCUGAACACUAUAAGGAGAAAUAUCGGGAGUGCCAGCGCCUCCGCAGGCAGGUUGCCAAACUAAACACAACUGAGUCACAGGGGGAGCCAAAGAGAAAUGCAUCCACUGAGACGACACAGGAGCCUCUGACCCCUAGUCCAGAGUCACCCACAGCAGGGAAUAUAGCUACUGCAGUCCUACAAGAAGCAGAUGAGAUGGCAAUCACCAUAGAACUUCAUAAAAGGGAACACACACACUCUGACCCACAUAUCCCCACAGAAAAGGAAGAAAGGCAGAAGGAGAGGGGUGUGGAGGAGGGUGAAGAAGAAGCAAACCAAAAGGAAGACUGUGAAAAACAAGACAAGGAGGAGAAGAAAGAAUGCCUGCCCGAGGAGAGCCUGAGGAUGAUGAGCUGGGUGGAGGUGGAGAACGAGAGGCAGAGCGCUGAGGAGAACAGUGAGGUGGAAAGCUCACUGAAGCCAGAGAAAGUGAGGGAUGGUGUUGAGGAGGUGGAGGGGAGGAGCAUGGGGGAGGCAGAGAAGGAACAGACUCGCUCCGUGGAGGAGGAGCUGCUGAUGAUGGAGGAGAAGUGGAGGGAGCAGUGCGCCAUCAACGAGACGCUCAAACAGCGACUAGCCAACGAGGAGGAACGAUUUAGAGUGCAGAUGGCUGAGCGAACCACAGAGGUGGCAGAGCUAAAACACAACCUAGCACAGGCUCUUAGAGACAAGGAGCAACUACAGGGGCAGCUACAGCGUUAUGUGUCCAGGCAGAGGCAGCAGGAGGCUGGUGUUCAUGGUGCUGAAGUCAGGCAGCCAAUGGUGCUGCGCUACCCCCUGCCCUACCCCCAGGACCCCUCCCCUCCACCACUGGUGCCACAGAGACCUGCUGAGCUGCAGUAUGGAAAUCCCUACUCCAGCAACACCACAAGAGACCCGGUGGAUGUUGCUCAGUCUCCCGAGCACCUAUCUCGUCCACCACCUGAGGCCCCACCCUGCGCUCCUCCCUGUGCACCGCCAGUCACGCCCCCAAGUCCUGGACCUGGCGCACCAGGCUGGGACCGAGAGGUGGUCUGCAUCCAGCCCUCUCGCAGCACAAGCCCCCCUGAGAGCCUGGAGCAUUCACCAGAGGAGCCACAAAAUGUUGCUGAUGGAGCUCAGCCAUCCUGUGAGCAUCAGCCCAGUAAACACAGUGAAGCCAGAAGCAGCUUCUGCUUUGAUUCCAGUAGUGACGUUCAUAAGCGCUGCCCACUCUGUGAAGUGAUCUUCCCGCCCCACUUCGAGCAGCGCAGCUUUGAGCAGCAUGUGGAAAGCCACUGGAAGGUCUGUCCUGUCUGCUCUGAGCAGUUCCCUCUCAACUGUCAGCAGCAGCUCUUCGAGAGGCACGUCCUCACGCACUUCGAUGGCCAUGUGCUCAACUUUGAGCAGAUUGAAUGAAGGACAGAGUGCAGAGCUAGAAUUCUGACACCGUUUGGCUGUAUUGUCAACUGUUACUUAAUUUUGACUGGCGUUUGGUUAAGGUAUGCUCAUAUACAAUCAUUAGCACUUUCUUUGCAGUCUUGAAGAUUAGAACGAAUGUAGUCCGCUUGUGAAAGAGGCAGAGUUACUCCACCAAGGUGUUUAUUUAGUAGGGUAGCAUUCACCUUAAUGCACAGUGAGUGAAAGGAUCAUUAACACUUGGGAGCAGGUCCUUUUACCUUUGUAUCAUUUCUAUGCUCAUCCUUUUCCGUCAAGGGACUAAAGCACCAAUAAAAGUGCAUGCAUUUAUUCUGUGUUCAAAACUACUGAAAAUGAUAAAAUUACAAUUGCUCAGGCCAACAGAGUGAAUUGUAGCAACAGCUUGAAUUGGGGAAGAAAAAACAUUUUAGUAUCUUAAUCUCCCUGUUCUUUCAUUUCCUCGAAUAUUCCUUGUAAUAAAGCAGCCAAUACAGCUUGGAAAGGCAGAAAGAUAACUAUGUUCUUUUAAAGUGUAAAUGCAGAUCACAGAUCUGAGCUGUGAGAUGCCUUAGUCAUUUGAGUGUCUGUAUAUAAUUGCAGAAGUGUGGUGGAGAUUUCUCCCACACAGCACAUAAGACAGUGUCCUGCAAAUACAUCAGACAGUUGAAACAAAAACAGCACUAUAAUUUCAUGUAUCUGCACUAAAAAGGCUUAAUUCUGAAUGUAAUGUACAUAUGACAGUAAAUAUAAGUUGUGGAGAGACCUGUGAAUUACUGUUGUGGCCCUGCCUCCCCUCACUGUUACCUCCCUCAUGUUGUAGUGAUGAAAGAAUGACUGACCAAUGAUGUUUUACUUUGUGGUGUGCACUUUCUGGUCUUUGGUCAAUCAAUAUGAAGCUGGGCUGAGAAAUACUGUUUCACAUUUAAGGCAAAUAGACACUUUUAUUGUUAUGUACUUCCAUGUUUUCACAUUAGAACUGUGAAGAUCAAGUCAUUGCUUUGUGCACAGCUUCAUGUUGGCCCUCAUGGGUGAAUGUCAUGUCACUCAUAGGGCUUCAUACUGUACCGCUUGUCUGUUUUUCAUCAUUUCAGAGUGACCCGACAGUGUUGUAUUCAGGCUUUAAAAAUUUGCACAUGCCCAGUAAUCAAAAGGCAAAUCUGUGUGUGUGUGUGUAUGUCAUAUGUCCAAGCAGCCCUUUUCAUGUGAGAAUGACUGGACAGUGGAUAAAGUAUGUACUGCAAAGAUCUUUAUGAAUAAACUAAGCUUGCCUAAAUGCA